AUGGCUGAAUCGGGAGAAAGCGAAGAUAAAAUCACAUUUCUAAGUAAGAAUGUUCCUCCAGACGUGUCGGUGUGUGCCUCUGUGCUGGUCCAGUGUCUGUCUGUCAGAGCUCUGCAGGAGAUGUUGGCUAACAGGGAGGACCAACAGCUUGGGUCUUAUGUUGUGCAGGCUGGACAGGGAGGUGGUUAUCGCAUCGCCCUCUACGAUCAUGCUGCACUGUUCCUACACUCCUACAGCAGGAUGUAUCGUUGUUUGUCCACAUCCCAGUCUUUGACAGAUAAGCUAGCAUUUGAUGUUGGCCUGCAGGAUGAUAAAACAAGUGAGGCAUGUUGGUGGACUAUUCACCCUACCUCCAAGAAGAGGUCAGAGGAGGAGAAGGUCCAUGCCGGGGACGAGCUCAUACUGGUCAGUGUGUCAUGA
This is a messenger RNA of Salvelinus fontinalis (brook trout), 420 nucleotides long. Its product is annotated as ryanodine receptor 2-like. Gene Ontology annotation, cellular component: Z disc; calcium channel complex; smooth endoplasmic reticulum. NCBI's taxonomy places the organism in Eukaryota, Metazoa, Chordata, Actinopteri, Salmoniformes, Salmonidae. Gene Ontology annotation, biological process: calcium ion transport. Gene Ontology annotation, molecular function: ryanodine-sensitive calcium-release channel activity. The coding region runs from base 1 to 420 and encodes 139 amino acids. The transcript is spliced from 5 exons. The record is from RefSeq and is a predicted model, not a curated record.